Molecule: messenger RNA, 1272 nt
Organism: Cydia splendana
Lineage: Eukaryota; Metazoa; Arthropoda; Insecta; Lepidoptera; Tortricidae
Product: clavesin-1-like
Exons: 6
Coding region: 13-930 (305 amino acids)
Cellular component (GO): membrane
Molecular function (GO): phosphatidylinositol bisphosphate binding
Source: RefSeq, a predicted model, not a curated record
ACAGAUAGCAACAUGUCUUCGCCUGUGGUAGUGAAGCAGCUUCCUCUAGAGGAGGAGUACGCCAAGAAGACCGGAGUCACUCCUGAGGAUGUAGCGAAGUUGCGGGCCUGGCUGGGCACUCAGCCUCACCUGCCAGGAGAUCUCAUUACAGACCUAGAACUGGUGCUCGUGUACCACUGCUGCCAACGCAGCGCCGAGGUCUCCAAGCAGGUCUUAGACCUGAACUUCACUCUCAAGACCCUCUUUGAGAACUUGUUCAAGGACCUGUUAGUAAACGAGAAGAUCUUCGCCUCACUUUCUGCCGCCGUGGUGUUGCCGUUGAAAGCACGAGCUCACGACGGCUCGGCAGUCACUUAUUGCAGCAUCAUUGAUCCAGACGCUAGGAAGUACGUCUUCAUUGAUGGACUCAGAGUGGCGCUGAUGUUGUUAGAGCUGUGGCAAGAGGAGCAGGGCACGUGGCCCGGGCUCCAGAUCGUCUUCGACAUGAGGACCUUCAGUCUGCAGCACCUGGCCAAGAUGGACCUGCAUACUGUGCAGCAGUUCAUGUAUUAUCUCCAGGAAGCCAUGUUAGUCCGCGUGACCGGGAUCCACUUCAUGCACGCUCCGGUCUUCAUGGACCGAGUCCUGAUGCUCAUCAAGCCCUUCAUGAAGAAGACCCUCAUGGAGGUGCUGUUCGUACACCAGACUGGUUCUGGGACCCUGGAGAAGUAUAUCCCGGUAGAGGGGCUGCCUGAGGAAGCGGGGGGGGAUUAUAUAUCCGUGAUGAAGGCUAGUGCGAACCUACAAGAGCGCCUAAGACUAAACAAAGACUUCUUCGAACAGAGGAACAGAAGGAGAGUUGUAGAGGCGCUCCGCCCCGGCCGGCCUAAAACCAUUACCGACAUCUUCGGGGGCAUCGAGGGGUCCUUCAAGAAACUCGACAUCGACUAGUCUUCGUCGUAGUAUCUUACCGACUAGUCGUAAUCGAAACCUAGUAAAUAAAGACUUCUUCGAAUUUAAAUAAGUCAAUUUGCGAUCAAUAGAUGGCGCUGCGGAACCCCAACCCGAAAGCAGAGGUCAAUGCUCCGCAAAAUAAUGGAUGGAAUGGAACUAGACCAGCUGCGUCAGUGACACCAAAUGGCAAUAGCCUGAAUUUGAAGGAACGCAAUUUUAUUUACCCUUUCUAAGGCAUAAGGGUUUCAGAAAUUAUGCAAAAUUAAACCCUACCACUUUGAAUCAAAGUUCAAUAUGAUGUGGGAUAUAUUCCCUCUGCCUCAUUUUAUUUUAUUUAUU